This is a messenger RNA of Balaenoptera acutorostrata (minke whale), 2486 nucleotides long. RefSeq names its product cyclin F (gene CCNF). Gene Ontology annotation, biological process: mitotic cell cycle phase transition; regulation of cyclin-dependent protein serine/threonine kinase activity. Gene Ontology annotation, cellular component: centrosome; cytoplasm; nucleus. The transcript is spliced from 17 exons. Gene Ontology annotation, molecular function: cyclin-dependent protein serine/threonine kinase regulator activity; protein binding. NCBI's taxonomy places the organism in Eukaryota, Metazoa, Chordata, Mammalia, Artiodactyla, Balaenopteridae. The record is from RefSeq and is a predicted model, not a curated record. The coding region runs from base 88 to 2454 and encodes 788 amino acids.
GUCUGCGCCUGCGUGGGGAGGCGCGCUCUGGGCCGGCAGGCGGCACUGGGAGCGAUAGCGGCGACGGCAGCGACGGCAGCCACGGUUAUGGGGAGCGGAGGCGUGAUCCACUGUAGGUGUGCCAAGUGUUUCUGUUAUCCUACAAAGCGGAGAAUAAGAAGGAGACCCCGAAACCUAACGAUCUUGAGUCUCCCUGAAGAUGUGCUCUUUCAUAUCCUGAAAUGGCUUUCUGUUGGAGACAUCCUCGCUGUCCGAGCUGUGCACUCCCACCUGAAGUACCUGGUGGAUAACCAUGCCAGUGUGUGGGCAUGUGCCAGCUUCCAGGAGCUGUGGCCUUCUCCAAAGAACCUGAAGCUCUUUGAAAGGGCUGCCGAAAAAGGGAAUUUUGAAGCUGCUGUGAAGCUGGGCAUAGCCUACCUCUACAAUGAAGGCCUGUCUGUGUCUGAUGAGGCCCGGGCGGAAGUGAACGGGCUGAAGGCCUCUCGCUUCUUCAGUCUCGCGGAGCGCCUGAAUGUGGGCGCCGCACCCUUCAUCUGGCUCUUCAUCCGCCCACCUUGGUCGGUGUCCGGAAGCUGCUGCAAGGCCGUGGUUCACGAGAGCCUCAGGAUGGAGUGCCAGCUGCAGAAAACUCACAGAGCAUCCAUACUGCACUGCUUGGGGAGAGUGCUGAGUCUUUUUGAGGAUGAAGAGAAACAGAAGCAGGCCCGGGACCUGUUUGAAGAGUCUGCUAACCAGGGGUGUUUGACCAGCUCGUACCUCCUCUGGGAAAGUGACAGAAAGAUGGAUAUGUCAGAUCCCGGACGAUGCCUCCACAGCUUCCGGAAACUCAGGGACUUUGCUGCCAAAGGCUGCUGGGAAGCGCAGCUGUCUCUAGCCAAAGCCUGUGCACACGGAAACCAGCUCGGACUGGAAGCGAAAGCCUCCAACGAGAUAGUCUGCCAGCUGUUCCAGGCCUCCCACGCUGUCAGUAAGCAGAGGGUCUUCUCUGUGCAGAAGGGACUCAAUGACACAAUGAGGUACAUUCUCAUCGAUUGGCUGGUAGAGGUCGCCACCAUGAAGGACUUCUCAAGCCUGUGCCUUCACCUGACCGUGGAGUGCGUGGACCGGUACCUGCGGAGGCGGCUGGUGCCCCGGUACAGGCUCCAGCUGCUGGGCAUCGCCUGCAUGGUCAUCUGCACCCGGUUCAUCAGCAAAGAGAUCCUGACGAUCCGGGAGGCUGUGUGGCUCACAGACAACACGUACAAAUACGAGGACCUGGUGAGGAUGAUGGGAGAGAUCAUCUCUGCCUUGGAAGGAAAGAUUCGAGUCCCCACUGUGGUCGAUUACAAGGACGUCCUGCUGACGCUGGUCCCCAUGGCGCCAAGAACCCAGCACCUGUGCAGCUUCCUCUGCGAGCUCUCCCUGCUGCACACCAGCCUGGCCGCCUAUGCCCCGGCCCACCUGGCUGCAGCCGCCCUGCUCCUGGCGAGGCUGACACACGGGCAGACACAGCCCUGGACCACUCGGUUAUGGGACCUCACUGGGUUCUCCUGUGAAGACCUCAUCCCCUGUGUCUUAAGCCUUCACCAAAAGUGCUUCCACGACGAUGCCCCCAAGGACUACAGGCAGGUCUCUCUCACCGCCGUGAAGCAGCGAUUUGAGGACAAGCGAUACGAAGAGAUCAGCCAGGAAGAGGUGCUGGUGCUGAGCUACGGCCAGUUGUGUGCAGCUCUAGGGGUGAAACAAGAGAGCCCAGAACCCGCAUCUUUCCUCAGCACAGGGGACAUUCACACCUUCCUAAGCUCUCCCUCUGGAAGGAGAACCAAGCGGAAACGGGAGAACAGCCUCCAGGAGGACAGGGGCAGCUUCGUCACCACGCCGACCGCAGAGCUGUCCAGCCAGGAGGAGACACUGCUGGGCAGCUUCCUGGACUGGAGCCUGGACUACUGCUCCGGCUACGAGGGCGACCAAGAGAGCGAGGGCGAGAAGGAGGGUGAUGUGACGGCUCCCAGCGGUGUCCUCGAUGUCACUGUGGUCUACCUGAACCCGGAACAGCACUGCUGCCAGGAAUCAAGCGAUGAGGAGGCCUGCCCGGAGGAGGAGGGGCAUCAGGACACACAGGCGUCGGCACCAGGCAGCCAGACACCUUGGACCCCAGGGCUCGAGCGCCCUCUGUGUAGUAGGAGGGGGCCAGGCAAGGACAUCACGACCUCAGGGUACUCCUCUGUCAGCAGCACGAGUCCCACAAACUCCGCAGACGGCUUGGGGGGCCUUCCCCGAUCUACCUCAGUACUGUCCCCGGGCAGCAACUUGAACACACAGCCUUGCCACCAUCACGCGAGGAAGUCGUGUGUACAGUGUCGUCCCCCAAGCCCCCCGGAGAGCUGUGCUCCCCAGCAACAGGUGAAGAGGAAAAACCUGUCCGCCCACAAUGAGGAGGAGGAGGACAUGAACUUGGGCUUUUUGAAGCUGUGAGUGUGUCAGUGCGUUUGCUGCAGUGAAUGUUU